UUUACAAUCCAAGGUAUUAAUGGUCAAUAGAUGGACAUCACAAUCCAAAUGUAGAAAAAAAGGACUACAAUUGCCAUGACCGCUGGAUGUUCAAGUCCACGAAGUGCCUCAUUUCCCGAAUGAUGGAUAGCAUCCCUGUUAUCUUCACCUGGAUUCUCUAUUGCUAAUAUAUAUAAGAUGGUUAGAUGGGCCUUCAUUAACAGAUUGAACAAAAAUUUCUUCUCACAUGAACAAACACCAAGCUAUCAUCAUUUGCUCCCUUGUACAAAACGAACUGCAAAUGCACUCCUUGUACUCAUUUACCUAAUUAAAUUUAUGACAGUUCUUUAACCUUUAUAAGGGACAAUCUUGCUUGUUUUAAUAAAUGGAUUCCCAUUUUUCAACAAUUACAUAUUACAAAGUAUGACAAUAGGAAUCAACUACAUUUGAAGGCAUCCUCAAGGAGUCAUACAUUCAAUACCUCUAUGUACAUAUGAUUGUAAAGGUCGAUGCGGGUCCUUGCUGAUAAAAUUUUGUUGAAAAUCAUAUAUUUAGAGAGGAUCAAGAGAAGUUGUUGACAGAUAUGUUGCAGUACAUACUGGGUGUAUAUUUUCUCAUUCAUGUAUGCUAGUGCAUGUGAAUAGAUCAUAUAAUAAGUUGUGGAAACUGUUCCAUGUACAAUGUUGUUCAUGUGAGACAAAUAUACAUAUAUGCCUUGAAUGUUAUGCAUUUCUCUGACCCGCUCAGCUACUGUAUUAAUCCAAGAAAAUUUCAGAGUUAACAUGAACAACAUAUUCUUGGUACAGAAAGAGGCCAGUUGUUCAUUCUAAGUCCUUGUAGAGUAAGUUUAUUUUACAACUGAAUGACCUGCAAAUGAUGCAGUUGCAAUCCUACUUCCUUCUAAUAUUACUGUAUUUACUCUUGAUUUUUCUGGAUCGGGCUUAUCUGGUGGAGAUUAUGUCAGCCUUGGUUGGCAUGAGUGGUUUCUUUUCUAUGGAGCAACCAGCAAAUUUCAUGCAUAGGGCUUUGGGGAUGAUCAAUGGGUGCCGUCACGAGAUUUCAGGUACAAUUCCUACAGAAUUAGGGAAUCUCAAGAAUUUGGUUGAGUUGACGUUGCUACGAAACAAUCUGACUGGUCUAAUUCCUCAUGCUUCGAGUAAUUUGAGAAACCUUGCAUUGUUACCUUACAUUGUUGUUGGUUCGAUUCCUCCUGCAGGUAAGCUUGCAACAGUAAUUUGUUUAUAACUGCAGGUAUAUGUGUGGCUUUUUGGAUUAUUAAUAAAAUUCCAUCAUUUAAAAAAAUGACACAACUGUGUAAAUAUCUAGGAUGAUUACAUAGUUGAAAUGAGAAUGUUC
Magnolia sinica is the source of this 1335-nucleotide messenger RNA. RefSeq names its product probable leucine-rich repeat receptor-like protein kinase At1g35710. The transcript is spliced from 3 exons. NCBI's taxonomy places the organism in Eukaryota, Viridiplantae, Streptophyta, Magnoliopsida, Magnoliales, Magnoliaceae. The record is from RefSeq and is a predicted model, not a curated record. The coding region runs from base 853 to 1224 and encodes 123 amino acids.